AAUAAAUACCUAGGUACCUAGCAGCCUAAAAGAACACCACACUUCAUCAUGGUCCGCCCACUCCUAAUCCUAUCAACCUUCGGGUUGGCAUCGGCGCAAGCCACCUACCUAAACCAGUCCGCCCCAUUCAACCUCGUCCUCACAAGCGCCAACAGCACCUUCAACGGCGUGAAGCUCCAAGCCUGCCACUCCGGCGCCGCCGUGGAGUCAUUCUGCGUCGGCCAAACUUCCUCAGACCCCAUGUUCCAGACCUUCUUCUUCAACGGCUCGUCCGAGCCGCCCCAGGACGCGAGCCACCUGCCCACCGGCCUCCUGACGUGGACUUUUACCGGCGGGGUGCCGGUGUUCACCUCCAGCACGGCGAUGACCUUCUUCUACAACCAGGCGUCGAACCUCGCGUUCCCGCUCAUCUGGCCCUCGCAGGAUAACGCGCUGCCGAUCUCGUUCACCGAGGAGGACGGUCUUCUCGCGGUAGGGGUCAACAUCAAUGAUGCGCUGUCGCCGCCGCAGCCGUACGAGGACUAUAUUGCGUAUCUGACUGGUCGGUGGGCUAUUUGCAAGACGUAUUGGCAGGGGUAUGGGUAUGAGGCGCUGCAGUGGGUGCUGGGAGACCAGGAGCCGCAGAACCCGAGUUGUCAGAGGGUCACGGUUAAGAGGGUUUGGGUGUGA
This is a messenger RNA of Hypoxylon fragiforme, 669 nucleotides long. RefSeq lists its product as uncharacterized. The transcript has a single exon. The record is from RefSeq and is a predicted model, not a curated record. NCBI's taxonomy places the organism in Eukaryota, Fungi, Ascomycota, Sordariomycetes, Xylariales, Hypoxylaceae. The coding region runs from base 49 to 669 and encodes 206 amino acids.